GAUGGCGGUAUUUGAUGAAUGGAUUCUGUCGGCGCUACAUGUAGUAUUGGAUUGGCCAGGUAAAACAGAUGUGUGUGCCGAGACACAGGAAGUUGAUUAUCUGUGAUACAUGUGGAUGCUACCGGCUUCCAUUGUCCACGAAGAUCUAAACUAUUCCAUGGCGCACAUGGCCGACACUGCCUGUAAGCCGACAUUAUAAACCGACGAGUCACCAACAAAAUACUUGUAGCCGCGCAAAGGCAGAUCCCGCGUGUAUUCGGUGGUCUGGUUGCCUAGGGCGACGCGUGAACACGUGCGGAGCUUCGUAGCGGGUGGAGAAGCGCAUACGGACACCACACGACUCCCGGGUCCCAUAGGGGAGGCUUAAUGAAAUUACACGAGCACUAGUUGAAUUAGAGUGCCCGUGAAUAAUUCACGACGGUCUUCGAUUAUUGGCCUUAUCUGGCGACCUGGCUGUAACGAUACACGUGCGAUAAAACAACGGCUGUAAUUAAACAGAUCAAGGGACGAUAACAUGUUAGAAGGUGAGAUGAAAAGCCGAUUAUUCUAAGCGCAUCUCCUGGCACAUCACUCCAUGGGCACGAAAUGUUUCCCUCCUAGAGUGAACGCCCAGACUCCAGCAGCUAGACACAGCUUGACGUUGAUAACCACAGACACGGAUGUCUGGAUCUAAAAUCCUUAAAUCACACGUCAGGACAAUUUUCUUACAUUUAGUGCGGAACAUCAUUAAAGUUUCUCAGGACGGGGGCUAGACUUUUAUGGACUGUUAAAACAUGAAGACAAACACGAUUUACUCUGUCUUUUAAUUUCGAUUUUGGCGAGCACGUAAAGACUACUGCUAGACUUGAUGGGAUGUUACAGGCUCGCAUCUGUGACGAAAUAAACGAGCGAGUUCAAUAUUUCACCAGCUCGGUAAAUACAAGGACGUCGGGGAAAACAAUUAACACAGUCGAUUUUACUUGAAUGGAAAUAUCCAGUGUCUUUCUAGAUUACAAAACGACAACAUAUAUACGGGAUAUGGGACCGCAAAAUAAUGGAAUAAAUGUAUUGUCUUUUGAGACACUAGAGUCUUACACACGAACGCCACGUGUCGCUGGUGAUAAUUGAAUAUCGGUGCCUUAAUUGAGAAUGGUGAACAUACUCGGGGAAAACUGAAUCAUUUUCAUAUCAAUUAGAAGUUAAGAUGAACUAAUGAAUCGUGUGAAAACAGGCUACAUGUGGCUAAAUUUAAAGGUCACAUAGAGAAAAACAAAUCAAAAUUACUGAGUUAUUUUCUCGUGUGUUAUAAAAAAUAUUGAGAAUGUGGAUACACUACCAGAAUGCAAAAUAAUGAAAUGGAUUACUGAGGCGUUGUUUCUGUGAGCGUUUGUGUAAUUCCAGGAAAACGGUAUCGAAAUCAAUCAUAAGAAGACAUGACAUAGAGUAUUAAUUACUGUGCGAAAAAAACGAGUCCCGCACUUCUUUCCUGGGCGGAGGAGCGCGGUUCCUGGUGGUCACGGGAUAAUAGCUGGAGUGAAAUAUGAACAACAUGAGAAUUGUCAAUCAGUGUUAGCGUGGCCAGGGUAAUUGGGAAAUUGUGACAGAGCAGGGUGGCUAUUGUCGUGAACUCCUGGAAUCACUUGUGGCUGUCAUUGUGCCAGAUUACUGUCCCCCGGGGUUAGGAUAGAGAUUUUAAUGCUACUGAACAUAGUUUUUAGUGACCAGUUGUCUCAGCGCCCGACUGUUAAGUGGAGGAAUUGGGGGAGAAAAUUGUUUGGGGCCAGUUUGAAGUUAUAUUGAUACGGUAAGGACAAUAUGGAGAGCAUUUGGUCAGCAAUCUUAUUGAAUCUUUUCAUUUGAGGUUGUUAUAAAUAAACAAAAUAUUAAUGAAAGAAAAUACAGUUUGAAGACAAGUGUAAAAGAGAUACGCGGAUUAUAAAUCCUGGCACAUCACAGAGAAUAGUUAAAUCGAUUUGAAACCACUUCAUUAUUAUUUCAUGUGAAAUACGUCAUAUAUAUCCAUGCUAAAGUCUAAAUAUCAAAGGAGACAUUAUCAUGUCAGUUAUAUAAAUUGUGCACGUCGAUGCAUCUUUAGUGGAACCUCAUAUUGGUUAAAUACUCACUAUAUUUCAACGCAUGUGUUAUUGCUUUAUUAAACGUCGCUUCGCAACAACAUUGCAUAUAUCUUCCGAUGACAUGUUGCAAUGCCAAUGGCAGAACUAGUGUAACGUAACUGGCGGCCCCGAGCGACAAGAAGGCCAGAACGUGCUAUGCGCGCGCAGACAUGCUGGAGAGCGGUCACGGUGUCACGUGGCUAGUCGUUUCCCCUCUAGCCGUGGUUACAGAUGUUCUUGCCAUCAUCGUCAUAUCGCACUACUUUCCGUAUUUUCACGGAACAGACGUCGCGCUCAUCUCGGUAGUUUCCGCCAUGAUCGGGAACGUCGUGCUUACGUUACCGAUUCCAGCGUACCUGGGCGUCAGAACACUACAGUGGAGUCCGUAUGUUUGUGAUGGAUUUACGUGGGGAGUUAUUACAUUCAGAAUCGCUCAAGUGUUGAGUUUACUGGUGAUGAGCAUUCACUGGUCAACGUUAUUAAAACUUUCAGCACAGAAGAAACGUUAUGUGUCGACAAAAUAUUUAAAAUUUACUGUAUUCUUUGUGUGGAUGUCCGCCGCCAUAUUCGGGAUUCUACCUUUAAUCGGUGCUGUAGACGACACUUAUAACAACAACGGCAAUUGCCACUUCCUUCCUUUCUCCCUGGGGACCGGGUACUGCAUGCUGUUUAUCGUUCUUAUUUUAUUGGCAAUGCUCGUCUCCCUCAUCUGCUGUAUUGACGCCAUGGUGCUCAUCAAACACAUGGCCGCCAUCGCCGACCAGAAAUACCAGGAACCAGGCCGCUUUCGGUUGCCCACCGACAAACCGGAAGUGACACUCCACGGCGGAAGUGGCGUGUCCGACAGGCAGCAGCGACUCCAAUUUGCUUGGGAUCUGAGUAAAUUUUCGACCAUCUUCAUAGCUUUGGCAUUCGCUAUGGAUCACUUGCCUUUUACGGUCAUACAGGGUAUACAGCUCUUCAGUAAGGCCGACACAGCGCUGUUGGAAGUCGUCUCCCUUUAUCUUACCGGCGCGCAGGCUCUCCUUUUACCGCACGUGCUCUGGUUGCUAAGCAACCGCUACCGGCAUGCGCUCGCAUACCAGUGGCGCGUGCACGUGCUGAGGGACAAGAACGCCGAGGAAUUCGAGCCAAUAGCCUGUAUCCUCCAGUCCUACAUCUCCCGAGAGCGGGGCCGGCUCUCAUUGCCUUCCUCUAGACCUGCUUCCGCCGCCGGACGCAGCAUCUCCGGCACCCUCCGAUCAACCAAAUCGGAAGUGCUAGUCCGCGCCCAGCUUCACAUAAACGGGCAUGGCCGAGAGUCUCCGAUGACGGUUACGCGGGACGCAACCGGUAUGACUUCACUCUCUACCACGCCCGUAAAUGGUGUCAUCACGAGCGAUGUUCACAUAGAACGUCCACCCUCCUUAUACGAUGAGCGUCCCAUUGAUGUUGGCGACUUGUCUGCUCAAGUACACGGUAGUUUCCGGGGCUACAACUCUGACAUAGAAAUCCGUCCCUCCUCAAACAAUGACAGAAACAAGGGGGACGUGCGGAGAUCUGUUUCAAGCGCUUCAAAAGACAAUCCAAAAAUUGUACGUAAAAAACAUUUACCACCGAUAUUCAUAAACGAGGGUUACGAGGCCAAUGACAAAUCGCCGUCGGAUGAAACUGUUACAACAAAAACUGCCAUUCGUAGGGGAAUGAAAUCAAAUGUAAGCGGAAAUUCCCUCCAUUUCUACAUGUCCAGUGAUUACCACCCGGACUUUCUGACAGACAGCCUGCCACACCGAAAGAUGGCUAACGCGCACGCGCAGUCGUUCGAGAGCGACAAUGGAGAAAGAUACAGCUGUGAAGAUAUUGAUGACGUCUUAAAGACUGAUGAGGUAAAUCUUUCAGAACAAUUUGAUGAACGAAUGGAGAGGAAUGGCAGUGUUAAGUUUAAGACAUUUAAAGGAAGUCCAGCUUCUGGUGAAAAAGGAGCAAAAGUUAACAAGGGAAUGUAUGGGACCUUUCAAGAUCUGAGUAAAAUGGAUUUAAAAAACGAAGAAGAGAUCGAGUUUGAUAACGAAUCAAUUUCGAUUGAUGAAAUUGGUAAUGUACCCGAGACUGUUGUUAUAGACAGGGACCCGUCCGGCUUUCCACAGGUGAUAUAUGAAACACAGACACAUGCGUUGUUAAGUUUUAAACCGAAGCCUUCACAGGAAACGAGAACAUCCGAACACCAAAAUAGUGUAGAAGACACUGAAUCAAGCGAUGAGGUGUUUAUUACUCCAAUAUUUGAUAAGAAUAGACGUAUUUUGAGAAGUAGAGACAGUAAUACAAAAGAUGGUCACCCCUAUGCAUGUAUAACAACCCCAAACAGUGUCCAUACCGUUACAUAUCAAAACUUGCCAUACACAGGUAGUAGUGUGCUAAAAUCAGAGGUAACAAAUGUUAAAGAUACAAGUGAAAUGCGUGUCUCAAGUACAGACAUUGUCAGAAUGGAUAGUGACAAUUCUAGGGCUUCCGAGCUCAAAAAUAUAAAUAGUAUAAAGAAAGACAAUUAUAAGCAGGCUGGAAGUGGUAAAGAUGACCAAGAAAGCGGCAGUUUUAUGAACGCCCAGCCGUACAAAGGCGAUAUCUCCCUUGACGACGAGAACGCCAGCUCGGGGUCCGGAAGUAGCGUCACUAUCAGCCCAUACAAAGAGGCAGCGCGUCGGAAACCGUGGAUGGAAGAUUUCGAUGAACCGGUCGAGGAUUUUGAACCUCUAGUGGAGGAUUCGGACACAGACACGUUUCGGACAUCGUUGGACAGCGCAGAUUUACGGAGCAUGGAGUUAAGAAAUUACGACACUAAGUAUCCUGGAUCGCUCCAUGAUGAUUUGUCAACUCCAGUCUCGUCUUUAUUUGACGAGGAGACGGACAGAGGAUUCGAAGAAGCCCUAGAUUUACAUGUAAACACCGGCACCAUGGUGUAUGGUGGGAUGGGGCUGUGUUUUGAAUCCAUCAAAGAGGAACCAGAGGACCUGACUAGUUCCGGUUCAAACCCGUUUUUGGAGAACGGGUCCGACCAUGAUGAAUUUAAGACUCGUGCUGUGAUAUCAAGGAGUUCUAAAUCAGAUUCCCGAACGUCCAGUUGUACCAGCCUCAGUGACAAUCCAUUUUCUAGUAGCCCAGUUAGUUCUAAAUCAAACACAUUACAGCGGAAACCGGAUCAUCCACGCGUCCCUUUGAUCGUAACAACGGACGCAGACUACGGCGAUUCUGGAUUCACAUCCGGACUAGAGAAAGGGAAUGCAAGCGACUCCUCCGGCCAUCAGAAAGUUAUGUCACGGAGUCACGUGGUCAGCCCUUGGCCUGAGGAAACAACGGCUUUUAACCGUGGAAACUGGUCAUUUGAAUCUGACUUUAGUGCUGACCAGUCGCUCACACGCAGUGUUACCAGUACGCCUAAAAUACCCUCGGAGCGAACUUUUCCCAAUGACUUCGGGGAUGCCGGUGGGUUUAUGACUGAUAUUACAACUCCAUUGCAGUAUGAUAUUCAAGCAAGUGCCAAUAAAAUUUCUGACUCAGAGUCAGGACAAGAUAAACAAUACCCAGACGACUCAACGACAACCGUUGUGCCAAGCGCUGACACCAGAAAACCUGUACAUCCAGCACUGGCAGCCAUCCGGUCCGGCGGCCGCCCAUUGCCGCUCCGAGUUCGGUCCCUUGAGAGGUCGUCACCAGUUCCCACUCGCAGGCUACCGAGGCGAGGCCACUCUUUUGAGAUGCAGCGGCCGGACUUUAAACCCGCUUACUUCUGAGAUAUUAUCUAAAUGAUAAUUAUCACGCAGUUUAUUUGUUGACUGAAUGGCCUGACCGUAAAUCAAUGUUCAUUAGACAUUAUAUGUAUUGACGUGCAACUAUCAUGAAUGUGAUGCAGCCAAAAACACGAUAAAAUACUCCUUUUUAAAGAAUUUACUAAUAUUAAUUAAGGUAGUUUCUUAGCAAUUUGGAAGGAAUUUGAAUGUCUUUUAUGUUUAUUACCAGUCUUAUA
Molecule: messenger RNA, 6093 nt
Organism: Mya arenaria
Lineage: Eukaryota; Metazoa; Mollusca; Bivalvia; Myida; Myidae
Exons: 5
Coding region: 2264-5860 (1198 amino acids)
Biological process (GO): G protein-coupled receptor signaling pathway
Cellular component (GO): membrane
Molecular function (GO): G protein-coupled receptor activity
Source: RefSeq, a predicted model, not a curated record